Anisakis simplex (herring worm) is the source of this 1119-nucleotide messenger RNA. Lineage: Eukaryota; Metazoa; Nematoda; Chromadorea; Rhabditida; Anisakidae. The record is from the annotation of a GenBank genome assembly.
CAAGCAUUACGUGAGAGUAUGCGGGAUGUACCAGCCGGCUCCGAACUGACUGAACAAGAGGAAGAAAUGGAUCGUCAGUUGCAACGUGCCCUGCAAAUGAGUCUCGAGCAGAAUCUACCGGAUCCGUGUACGGUGGCCGGUGGCUCGGGACUAUCCGGUAACACGACCAAACAACUGAUUAGUAGAUUUGAGAAAUCUGGAGAGGUUGAGCGGUGUUCUGAUCCUAAAGUAUCGCUGAGUGCUAAAGAGUCGUCUUGUGAAGCCACUAGCAGUAGUUGUUUCAGUGGAACUAAGAUUGUAGGCGGAUGCAUUAAGAAUCCGAAAGGUUUAGUUGACACCGAUGAAUCAAUGGAUGUAAAAGAUGAAGUGGGUCCAGAUGGUGCACCGAAACCUGCGGAUUCCGAAGAAAGUGCAUUCAGAAGUGCAGAUUCAUCGGAGGAAUAUUCGGUUAUAUGUCAGUCAGCUGGCGGGCGUAUUAUGGCAACACUCUCUGAAUUGAUCACAGCAAGCGACGAUACACCUCCGUCAUCACAACUUGGCCAAGCAGCGAUCCCUCAUCAUCAUACCGGUGUCAGUAUGCAACAACCCGGUGGAAUGCUAUCAGCCUCACAACAACAACAACAGCAGCAGCAACAACAAUCGUCAUCAUCGAAUUUGAUGCGAAUGCAACCAGAUGAGACGGCGACUGGUAGUCCUAACGUGGAUCGAAUGCCUCAGCUGAAGCAAUUGAUGCUGAGUGCAGACGAAGAUAUUACUAGACCGUCACAAACAUUCCCAGCGCCAAUUCGAACGGCCGAAGAGUGUGUUGAUGAUCUGCUAAGUGAAGGCGCUCCACCAGAUUCUGCACUGGGUCAAGCGGUUGAUAAUUUGUUCGUUUCCUGGAAUCAAUUGAUUCUCGAUCUUUCGGCACGUCCCGGUUUUACAGUACCCACAGCCGAGCAUAUCAAGGAGGUGGCCGAAUGCACCAUUCGACAGGUAAUGUUGAUUUCUGGAAUAAUGAUAGAUUUGACCAAUUACGAUCAAGCAAUCAUACGCCAGCAAACAUUAAUUGGACGAGCGGCCGGUAUUAUGCAAAGGCGGUUGGACGAUUUCGCUAAUGAAUCCUCAUCGGAGUUGUGA